CGGAGCUUCCGGGGAAGGGAUCAAAGCCGGGUCACCUUUGAGGGGCUGGGAAGAAGGGUUUAGCCUUGGUAACCGCGUCGCGAUGUGGUUCGAAAUUCUCCCCGGGAUCGCCGUCAUGGCCGCGUGCUUGUUCAUCCCGGGAAUGGCCACUGCUCACAUCCACAAGUUCACUAACGGGGGCAAGGAAAAAAGGGUUGCCCAUUUUUCAUAUCAGUGGAAUUUGAUGGAAAGAGAUAGGCGCAUCUCUGGAGUUAAUCGUUACCAUGUGACAAAGGGUUUGGAGAACAUUGAUUAAGGAAGCACUUUCCUGAUUGAUGAAAAAUAACUCAGUUAUGCUCGUCUACCCCUGCUAGAAGGUUAUAACGUGUCUUAUGUAGCAUGCAGUGUAUUUUGUAGUAUGUAAUAAAAAUUUUAAAAGUAAAA
Molecule: messenger RNA, 423 nt
Organism: Phacochoerus africanus (Common warthog)
Lineage: Eukaryota; Metazoa; Chordata; Mammalia; Artiodactyla; Suidae
Gene: NDUFA1
Product: NADH:ubiquinone oxidoreductase subunit A1
Exons: 3
Coding region: 83-295 (70 amino acids)
Source: RefSeq, a predicted model, not a curated record